AAUUAUAUAAUCAAAAGGGGAAACUAUAGAUUUGACUAGAGACCAUGGCAGUUAUUGUCAUACUCCUGCUGCUCUCAGUUCUAAAUAGAGCCGAGGCGUCUCACAUCGUUAAUGGCAGAGAUGCUGCCCCACACUCACGACCCUACAUGGCCUCGCUGCAAGUUCGAGGUCGCCAUAACUGUGGAGGAGUUCUGGUGAGAGAAGACUUCGUACUCACAGCAGCACAUUGUGAGCUACGGAGCCCGUACACUGUUGUGCUCGGAGCUGACUCCCUCUCAGGUAAUGAGGAUACAAAGCAGGAAUUCCGAUCUGUUCGAUCCAUUCCACACCCCAACUAUGAUAACCAUGCAAAUGACAUCAUGCUCCUACAGCUCAACGGCAGGGCUAACCUGACAGAAGCAGUGCAGCUGAUCUCUCUGAAAAGUGACAGGGUGAACACAGCGAGUCGCUGCAUCACAGCAGGCUGGGGUGACAUAGGAGAUAACAACACCUUACCACGUACACUUCAGGAAGUCAACGUAACCACUCUGCCUCAGCGAAUGUGUCGUCGGAGAUGGGGAAGGGUUCCCAUAGCUAGAUCAAUGGUUUGCGGUGUUGGGUCAAGGGCCUUUCAAGGUUUCUGCUCGGGGGAUUCAGGUGGUCCUUUGGUGUGUGAUGGAGCUGCAGCAGGUGUCGUCUCCUUCUCUGGGCGGCGAUGUGGAAACCCCAGGACGCCUGAUGUCUACACACGUGUUUCAACCUUCAGGGAAUGGAUUCAAAGUGUGAUGAAUAACCCGCUAGUAAUAUCAGUUUGACAAUGCAAUGCUGUGACUGUUGAGGUUAAAAGACAAAGGCCCUGUUUAUUUUGAUGGCACAGUAUGCAUUUAAAAUGUGCAUAACUGUAAUGCACACAUUUUGGUCUGUGAAAAUACGUAACAUGUAUUAACAUGACCUUAACUGGUUAAAAAAUAAGUCAGCUUUUGAGGAAAAAAAUAUUUUAGCGUUCAAAAUUUUGUUCUUUUCGACACUAAGAGCCAUUGCAAAGUUAUUAUGAAGGAAUCGACAGGUGAAUAUGACUUAAAGCCUGUGUCACUAACAAGUUUGUUUUCAAAGCCCAUCAUGCUACUCAUGUGAGCCUUUACUUGUGCUACUGGUUUUGUACAUUAAGUAGUAAAUAAAUGACCUAAAGAUGCUCAUUAAA
Molecule: messenger RNA, 1180 nt
Organism: Solea senegalensis (Senegalese sole)
Lineage: Eukaryota; Metazoa; Chordata; Actinopteri; Pleuronectiformes; Soleidae
Product: mast cell protease 1A-like
Exons: 5
Coding region: 45-794 (249 amino acids)
Biological process (GO): proteolysis
Molecular function (GO): serine-type endopeptidase activity
Source: RefSeq, a predicted model, not a curated record